Molecule: messenger RNA, 1099 nt
Organism: Heteronotia binoei (common prickly gecko)
Lineage: Eukaryota; Metazoa; Chordata; Lepidosauria; Squamata; Gekkonidae
Gene: ISG20L2
Product: interferon stimulated exonuclease gene 20 like 2
Exons: 3
Coding region: 56-1090 (344 amino acids)
Cellular component (GO): nucleus
Molecular function (GO): nucleic acid binding; 3'-5'-RNA exonuclease activity
Source: RefSeq, a predicted model, not a curated record
GGCAGUUUGUGCCAUGUCGCUAUUGCAGAGAAGUGCCUGCUCGUGGUAACCAGCCAUGUCGGAUAUCAUUAUCAAUCUGGAUACGUCCCUUCAUGAGUGCCCCAGAAGGUGUUCGGAAGGCAGCAAGAAGCACCAGCGCUUUGUCAGGCGACGCCGUUUCUUGGAGCGAAGGGGCUUCCUGAAACAGAGACAGCUGCCGCCAGAGUCUGCCCUGCCCCAACGGGACGCUUCCCACAGAGGCACAGGGGUGGAUGAGGAGAGGGGCAAGAAGAGAAAGAAGGUGGACGGUCAGGGUGGCCAAGAUGGAGCAGGAAGGGAAGAUGGCUUUGGAGGCGGGGCCAGAAAGCUUCCCAAGGAAAAUGCCUCACGCAGCAGCAGCAAGACUUCAGGCUCUCGCCCCUCCCCGCAGUCUGAGGCCCCAGCAGCACCCAGCAAAACAGGAAGUAGCUCUGCACUGCCCAACGGGACCAAAAGCAACUGUGGCACCCACGGGAUUAGCAGAGCCCACCUGUGGAGCGAGUAUGAGAGCGGCCUCAACUCAGCCCCAGAGAAGCCCAGCAAAAUGGUGGCCAUUGACUGUGAGAUGGUGGGCACUGGGCCCGGUGGGCGGAACAGCGACCUGGCCAGAUGUAGCAUCGUGGGCUACUAUGGCGACGUAAUGUAUGACAAAUACGUCCGGCCAGUCAACCCCAUUACCAAUUACCGGACUAGGUGGAGUGGCAUUCGGAGGCAUCACAUGACAAACGCUGUUCCUUUCAAGGCAGCCCAGAAAGAGAUUCUGAAGAUCCUGUCUGGGAAGAUUGUCAUCGGUCAUGCCGUCUACAAUGACUUCAAGGCUCUCAAAUACUUCCACCCCAAGCCGGCCACCAGGGAUACGUCGAGAAUCCCCCUCCUGAACCGCAAGGCCGGCUUCCCUGAGAAUGAGUCGAUCUCCCUGAAACGCCUCACCAAGCAGCUGCUCCACAGGGACAUCCAGGUUGGCCAAAACGGCCACUCUUCGGUUGAGGAUGCUCGGGCCACGAUGGAGCUGUACAAACUGGUUGAAGCUGACUGGGAGAGCUACUUGGCCUCAUGUCCAGUGCAAGACUGAUCCUUCUGC